AUGUCCAUAACCGCCGAAGGCAUCUAUGCCGCACUUCCGUCCACCUCGAGAGGCUUGCCUACCCCUCUAAGCUCUGACUCUAAGGGCGAGCGCAUCGCGUACGCCGCCAACAAGUCUAUAUUUCUUCGGUCCAUCGACAAUCCUGCCAUAUCCACUCAGUAUACCCAGCACACAACCACCACCACUGUCGCCAGAUUUGCCCCCUCCGGCUUUUAUUGUGCCUCUGGGGAUGCCUCAGGUAUCGUUCGUGUUUGGGACUGCUCACCCAAUGGGUCGGGGGCGACGAAAGGGGAAUAUGCCAUCAUAGCAGGCCGGAUAAAUGAUAUCGCGUGGGACGGUGAUAGUCAACGUAUUAUAGCAGUGGGAGAUGGAAAACAACGUUAUGGACACUGCGUCACGGCAGACUCGGGCAACACGGUAGGAGAGAUAAGCGGGCACUCUGCACAGGUCAAUGCUGUCAGCAUAAGACAACAGAGACCCUUGCGAGCGGCUACCGGAGGCGAUGACAAGAACUUGGUCUUCUAUCACGGCGCUCCGUUCAAAUUCAAUGGCAUUCCUGGGCGAGGGAACCACACAAACUUCAUCUACGGGGUUGCCUUCUCACCUGACGGCAAUCACUUGCUCAGCGUCGGCGCGGACAAGAAGAUUUGUCUAUAUGACGGGAAAACUGGGGAGGUGAAGACGGAGGUCGCAGACAGCGCUGAAGGCCACAAAGGCAGUAUCUUUGGAGUCUCCUGGUCCAACGAUUCAAAGAACUUUGUGACUUGUUCCGGGGACCGGACCGUCAAGACCUGGGAUGUGGAAGCUGGGAAAGUCACCCAUACCUGGACUUUUGGCGACGCGAUGGCUGUUUCAGAUCAGCAAGUCGGCGUCGUAUGGCCCGCAGGCAGAUCAGAUGGAUUGAUUAUAUCUUUGUCCCUGAGCGGCGACCUCAACUAUCUGAACAGCGGCUCGAGUAAACCGUCCAAAGUUAUUUCAGGUCACCAGAAGAACAUCACGGCACUUACAUCUUCCGGGGAUGCUGAGAAUGCAACCUUAUGGACAGGCAGCUACGAGGGCCGACUAUGCUCCUGGGAUGCUGCCAACGGUACAGCGGAGACAAUCGAGGGGGAUGGUCCAACCAACAUCAUCUCCGGACUGGCUGCGGCGCCUUCUCGGAAGCAUCCUCAAGUCUUUUCGGUCAGUUGGGACGAUUCCUUGAGAACAGUCGACGCCGGAGCCAAGACGUUCACAGGAAAAUCGACCAAAUUAUCCUCGCAGCCAAAAGCUCUGACCUGCACGACGGAUUCUCUGGUUGUGGUAGCUCAACUAGAAAGCGUCAUUGUCUACAAAGAUGGGGAGGAGGACGGCGAGCUGCCCUUGAAAUCAACACCCACAUCUCUUGCAUCUCACGGUAGCACUGUUGCGAUCGGUUCUCAGGAUUCCAGUCUUCGCCUCUUCUCGGUUGUGCCAGGAAAGGCGCCCAAGCAGAUCGCGUUCGUCGAACAGGUGUCUGCUCACCCGCUAACAGCCAUAUCAUUCUCAAAUGAUGGCUCGAUGUUAGCAGCCGGCUCUGCGGCGGGAAAAAUCUACGUCUACAAGAUCAGCACUGGAAUCACAGGCCUUGUCACGGGGACCUCCUCGCUCGAGCUUGUGACCGAUCGGUGGAGUGCUCACACGGCGAAGAUCACCAGUAUCGCCUGGAAUCCAGAAGGUACAGGAGCGGCUUCUGGUAGCUUGGAUACCAAUAUCUUUGCUUGGAGUUUGAAGGAACCUGGUAAACGUGUGAAGGAGACGAAUGCGCAUAAGGAAGGGGUCAAUGGGCUGGUUUGGCUCGGAGACACGGUGUACAGCACAGGAGCUGACGCCACAGUCAAGAAGUGGAAGAUCAAGAUAGCUUAG
Fonsecaea erecta is the source of this 1881-nucleotide messenger RNA. RefSeq lists its product as hypothetical. Gene Ontology annotation, biological process: positive regulation of actin filament depolymerization; actin filament depolymerization. The record is from RefSeq and is a predicted model, not a curated record. The transcript has a single exon. Bases 1 to 1881 code for a protein of 626 amino acids. Gene Ontology annotation, molecular function: actin filament binding. Gene Ontology annotation, cellular component: cortical actin cytoskeleton. Lineage: Eukaryota; Fungi; Ascomycota; Eurotiomycetes; Chaetothyriales; Herpotrichiellaceae.